Molecule: messenger RNA, 4074 nt
Organism: Physcomitrium patens
Lineage: Eukaryota; Viridiplantae; Streptophyta; Bryopsida; Funariales; Funariaceae
Biological process (GO): regulation of DNA-templated transcription; circadian rhythm
Source: RefSeq, a predicted model, not a curated record
AGUGCGGACUCUAGUGGCGCCAGUUUGUGGUUCUCGCAGCUUCCUGAAAAACUAGCUUGGUUGUCGUUCUCAAUGCCGUCGCCAGGCUCCUACACACUCCAUUCGCAGAGACUCGUCACAGUUGUAGCGGUAGUGUCGACCUCCUGCAUUCCACCGAGAUUCUACAUCGCCGAGUUUGCUACAGUUCGAACCCUAAUCCUUUGAGAGAGUUGUCCCAAGUGCACUUUGUAAAUCGAGGUUUCUCGGCUCUGCACCGAUAGCAGAGCCAAGCACGCUUAGCGUGCGGUAGGAAAGGUUGCCUUUGGCGACUGUUUGAAGUGUCUACGCGAAGAGUGGCGCCAUUUGGGUUCAAUUCGGUGUGGUCUUAGUUUGCUGGGCCUGUAUCAGCGAGUGCACUUUGUAGGCUGGAAGAAGAGUGCUCUGUGCCUUGAAUAGAGUUAAUUUUUGGCUCGGUGUUGUCUUUGAAAUCUUCGGGAGCUUUAAUGUCGUCUCAUCCUUCGUGCUUUAGUUUCCGUCUUGAGAGGAAGUAUGCAGAGAGGUUGUAGUCUCGGAGAUGUAUCCUAUUCAUUGCUUUUGUAUGUCUGGAGGACCUCAAGAUCAUAUCUCCCGCUUCAUUGAGCCCGGUGCUUCAGCUACCUACAGGCGGUUUUACAGGUAGUAGAAAGCGGCUACUGCCGCAGCGUUGGAUGGCAACGCUAAGCGCAUUCCUGUAAUUAUUAUUAUUAUUAUUAUUAUUAUUAUUUCGAUCCCGUCAGAUGCCUCGUCAGAAGGAAGGUGGACAUGAUCCUGAUGCGUAGUCGUGGAGCUUGAAACGUGGACGGCGAUUCAAGCGCUCGUUAAGGCGGUGGCUCUGCAGUAUCUGCUUCUUUCGUGUAGCUAUUCUACAUAAUACGCGGGCAGCAAGUUUUCUCUACAGGUGGGUGGAGUUUCCCAUCAAGGAAGACAUGAAGGUCGACUCGCCAGUUCUGGGAGGUGGCGGUUUAGGGGGUUCUAUGGCAGAUUCCUUCUUUUCGGAGGACGAUUCCAGUAUUGUUACAAGUAGUUGUCACUUCUCACUUUGUGAUGCUCAGGAAAACAACCUUUCAUUGUUUGGAGGUGACAGUGUUGAUGAUAAAGCAGACUACAGCUGGGAUAGCUGUUUUGGCAAUUUGGAAGAUGUCGAUAACUUGCUCAGUUCUGAUCCAGAAUCCACGUUCGGGCGGGUGUCUUGCAGCCCUGCAACUUUGCAAUGGGCUGAUUCAGCAUCACCUCUUGAUCUGCAGUCGGAGAGUGAGUUGUCGGGGACUAAGUCGUCAUCAGUCAUUGACGCUGGACCAGGUGUGAACGAAAAGGUAGACGUUUUUGACUUGGAAAUGGAGUUUGUUCCUAUCAACGCUCCCCUAUCUAUACCAUGUGGAGGAAUUGGUCAAAAUACGACCUUCAUAGAAGCUGAAUUUCAACCUGCGACUAGUUUUGAGAGCAGGUUGCCCAAUAAUCAUGUCCAAGCCGAACUACAGUCUGAUCCGCAUUCUGGCGCCCAGGCCAAUUCAAGCGAUUGCUUAGAUGAUGCGAAGAUGAUGGAGGUUCUCACUGGAAGCAUGGCUACGUCUGAAAGUACCGAAAAUGUGUCAAUGGGAAUGGAUGCCCCUGAAGAUGAGUCAGGACCAUCUUCUGUCAGUGUUUCGGAUUCAGAAAAAGUCAAAGUGGCGCAGGCACAAAGGGCGAGACGACAUGCUGUGACUCGGAAAAGGCUCGAAGAAAGAAGUAAGCGGCAGCUCAACCACCGCAAGGGUUUUCAUGGUGCAGGUUAUGGGGGUCCACGGACGCUGCAUCCAAUGCCGAUGCAUAUGCCGGCUCAGGUAGCCCAUCUUAAUCAACCAUCUACCCCGAACAUGCAUAGUUAUCCCGUGAAUCCAUCAAACCUAUCACCAGCAAUGCAGCCAAUGUUUCGGCCUGGGGCCCCUUACAUGCACGGUGGGUACAGUCCUAUGCAUGUGAUGCCACAAGUUGCUCCACCUACUGGUCCUGCCCAAUUGCAAGGGCAAGGGUUGUAUGUAGGCUACCCACAGCCAUGUGCUUUUCCGCAGCCAUUGCCACCGUAUCAACAUCAACUUCGGCCACCCGGGAAGGUUUCAGUUCGUCCGCCGCCAAGUACUUCAACCAUGACUCCGCAGGAAAAGAUUGAAAAGCUGAAGUUAAUACAGCAGAUGCAUGCACGAUUGGCAGUGGAGCAGCAGGGGCAACAAUUUGCUGCUCAAGGGGUUGCUCCACUGGAUACUAGUGGUCCGAGGAAGGGGGUGACGCCCAUGCUUCCUUGUGUGGCUUCAAAAGAAGUGGAUGUAGGUGUGAAGCUUAGUGAAACGAAGAUGCCAGUAACAGAAAGCGAUACCGAGCCGUCUCUUUCAGUAGGUCAAACUGUUGUAGAUGGUGUGUCUGAUGACGAAGGAGGGUCUUUGGAGUCUGCGGUAUUGGAUCAACUGCAGAAUACCAUAAAGACGCAUCUGGAACUUGGAACUAGGAUAUGCAUAAGGGAUGCCUUGUAUCGUUUGGCAAGGAGUGCUAUGAGGAGGCAGGCUUCAGGUGGAAGAGCAACAGCAGAUGACACUGCGAAGUGUUCUCAAGCCUCGCAGGAUGCUGACGCUACCUCAACUGGUCUCGAAGCUUCUACCAACAGCGACCCUUCAUCAUUAAGCAGGGUGUCUAGGAUGGAUAUGACAAUGGUGGAAACACAGACAAAUCCCAUCGAUCGCUCCAUUGCACAUUUGCUGUUUCAUAAAAUGCAACCGCAGCCCAAUUCUGCCCAAGUGUCACCUAGCGAUGAUGGCAACCGUGCUGGCUUCCAACAGACCAACACUGCAGGACAAGUGAAUGGUCAUGCUGCAUGGAACCAAGGUACUGUGGCACAAGGCAAUUGGGCUGGACAGAAAUCUCAACUGAAUCAGACUGGAGACAUUUGUCCGGGUAUUGCUUCUAGUGUUGACAUGGUUUCAGCACCUUCGCUUCCGCCUCCCAAGGUUCUAAUGAUUCCCAAAUCCAUUUCAAGAUCGCAGGAUGACUCUGUCCUUAGGACGGUUGGAUCUAGUGAACAUCAGAGUGGCAUUUCAUCAGCCGUUAUGAAGAAAAGUACAUCGAGUGGGCACUUGCAGGGCAAUGUGACCGGAGUGGUAGGGAUGAGCGUUGAGCUUCCUUCUUCAAUGGGAUCGCAGUUGCAGAGUAGAUCUGAUGGUGAGCAACUAGUUCGACCAACUCAAAAUUUGACAAGCUCAUUGCGAAAGGAAUCUAGUAAGUUGAAAAAUGGUUUUCAGUGGAAACGGCUGCAGCAUGCUGUAGCCUUGAAGGAGCUGAGUCAAGUUCUCGCAGAAGAUCCGGAUGUUGCAUCGGGUCCUCUAUGUAAAGAAGAAAGUGGUCUGGCCCAGUCUGCACCACCCGUAUCUCCUUCUAGUGGCUCUGAUGAGUGCCAAGCAGGUGGUUUGUCGAAUCUUUCCAAAAACCUUGGAGAUAAAGACACAUCAAUGGAUGAAACGGUUUGAAGAAAUCUCACACGAAGAGGCAUAGGAAAAAUAUUGAAAAAAUUGAGAAUAGAUGAAGCGGCUAUAGACUAUUCAGGAAUGGUGUAGAUUUAUGAGCGAGAGAUGAGUUACUACUAGUUCGGAUCGGAAUUUUUUAGAUGUUUCAGUUCUUUCUCAGGCCUGUUGUGACAAUACUCGCUUUUUCUUAAGAUUUAACUCCUUGGAGUGCCAACUCUACUCUAUAAUUUUACAAUCUUGGUGGCACAAGGGUUCAAGUUUGGUGAAGUGGGUGUCAAGGAAGAGGAAAGUUAGGUUAAUGACACUGGAUCUUCAAGCUGUCUAUAUGGGAAAUAGGGAUUAGUUACCCACGAGUCGUAGGUGCUCUCUGCAAUGCUUUUUAGGGUAUCCGAACGAAGAGUGUUGGAUAUUGCGGCGAUCUUCAUGUAUACUGAAUUUUGGAUUUCCUGGGUUUUUACGCCAGUUUAGUAUAGGCAGUUAUGGCAAAAUCAUUCAUGAAAUUUGAUGAAAUGUUAUAUUAAUCUGUACCGUAUUUCUAUACUUGACUAUUUGCUCUGCACCCUUUUCU